AGGGGGAGGUAGAGUGAUGGCUGCAGGAAGAAUGUCUUUCUCCUGUCUAUUAACAACAGCUCUUCUGGCUACAAUCCUACUGCCAGAAUUCCUUUCUGCUGGACCUAUUGUUCAGAACCUUAAAGGAGAUGAAGGAGAUGCCAGUGAUGCUACCGUUGCUAUGGCGUCACAGAGGAGACUAGUCCGUAACCGUAGAAACAUCAGCUGGUACAAACAGCACGCUGACUUCUGGAGCUGGUACAAGUUCUUCACAGACAAUGGCAACCAGGAGGCAGUCCAGGAGCUGGACCGGGUCUACCUGGCCUACCUCCAGAACAAGAACCGAGCCGAGGGCCGCCGCUCUUACAAGGCCUACCUGAGCCACCUGGGGGAUAUUUACAAGUCCUGCGCCGAUUCCGAAGACCCUAACUGUGUGGCCUCCUACACCAGCAGACCCAAGCCUGAGGCCCCCAAACCCGCCCCCAAACCCGCCCCCAUCAAAGUAUGUGACCCCUACAGGGAUCCCUACUGCCUGUAUGCUGCCCUGGCCGCCCAGGCCAAGGGCCCUGCCCCUGCCCCUGCCCCAGUCAAAGCCCCAGCCCCCAUGUACGUGCGCUCGCCCGUAGCGGUGAAGGACCCCCGGUCUGGGUACUACUUCUACGCCCCUAGCGUGGAGUCUUUCCUGUCUAAGGAGCAGAAGUCGGAGCUGCUACGCAUCUGUGCCUCCGAGGACGUGGAGUGUCUGCAGUACCACCUGAGGGCUGCCUACGGCUACAAGCCCUCCGCCGGAGCCCUGCCCUCCUACGCCCACCUGGGCUGCAACCCCAAAACGGACCCCAACUGCAAGCCCCAGCUGGUGCAGAAAGCCCCCAGCGGCCUCUACCUGCGCUACCCCAACUGUGACCCUCAUAGGGACCCCUACUGCGCCUACGCUGACUCUCUCCAGGCCCCCCGGGCCCCAGCCCCCCCCGCCAAGGCCCCCGCCGGUCCCGGCUCCUGUAACCCCUUGUUUGAGGAUGGCUGCAACCCUCUGACCGCCACCAAGUACGCCACACCCCCCGAGGAGUUCAAAGAUGAGCAUCGAGACGAGGCUGCCGCCAUGCGUGCCGCUCCCCCUGCGCCAAGGCAGCGCAGCGACCCCUUCGCCAUGUUCAGGGACGCCUACGCUAAUGCUAACGCUAACGGGGAAAGCAAUCCUCAUGCCUCGUAUCGUCAAGCUAGCGCUCCAGUUAGUGACCCGUACGCCAGGCUCCGCCAGGCUAUGGCUAGCGCUCAGGCUAACGCUCAAGCUAACGCUCCGGCUAGCGACCCAUACGCCAUGUUUAGCGAGGGCAAUGCUAAUGCUAACGAUCCCUUUGCCAUGUACCGCCAGGCCGCGGCGGCUGCAAUGCACCGCAGGGCCCCUCCGGCCCCCAGGCAGCAAUAUCCCGCCCCCCCACCCCGCUACGAGGAGCCCACCCAGGAGGAUCGCCACCCCCUGGGCCCCCGAGGGAAGACCAAGGAGGGCUAUGACUGCUUCAUUGGCUACGACCAAGAAUGCUACCCUCUGAAACCCAGCGAGCCCCGCUCCGGUGCCCACCGCCACACCGCCUACCCCGCAGAGCCCUACGAGCCCCACCUCAACGCCGACGGGAGCAGGAGCGGCGUGAGGGAGCCCACCAACCCCGACUGCGACCCCGAGUACGACUCCGACUGCCGCCUGAGUCGCUACGAGCCCGAGCAGCCUGCCGAGGCCAGUCCAGAGCACCAUGCCGAGGCUGGGCACCAGGGGGCAGCGGACCAGGGUGAGCACCACUACCAGGGGGCAAGAGAGAGCGAGCAGGAGCAGUACGAGGCGGAGCCCUACCAGAGCGGGCAGGAGGAGUCCUACGGGGCCUACCCCCCACACUCACAGGGCAUGCCCAGCUUCCAGGACAUGUUGAGGGGAUACGGGGACCAGUACCCAGAGCAGGGGGAUCACAGGGCCUACGCAGAUGACUACCGCAAUAAAUAAACACACACGCACACACAACCUAGCCUACACACAACGGACUAACACAUACACACACACAUACAUACACAACCUAGCCUACACGUAAUGGACUAACACUUACACAUAUAAUUCACACAGACCAAGAGUGUAUCCUUAAGCAACCCCACGAUACUACUAUACACACACACGUAUAAAAACGUACACACACAUAUACAGGCACACACACAACCAGUCAAACUGGCGAAGGUUUGGGGCAGAAUUAUUGAGAGAAAAUGGACAAAACAGGACUGGUGCCAGAGGAUAUCUGGAAGUCUGACACACACACGUACACACAUUGCUGAUAGCUGUAGGAUCACGCUAAGCUGGUAGGCGGUGCUGAUGAGAAGUUCUGUAGCUGUUUUACAUGUGAUGGUUUCAUUUGGCCCUUUGCUUUGCAGAAUCACUUCCCAAUUCACUGGAAUAUUUAAUGAAUUGUCAAAGCUCAGCUUCGCUUCUGCAUCUAUAAAACUCAUUUUGUGUUUGUUGGUCUUUUGCUUUUGUUACUGAUGUAUUAUGUAAAGUUUUUUUCACUUUUGAAUGUUCCAAUAAAAGCUUUGAAAGUCUUGA
Molecule: messenger RNA, 2557 nt
Organism: Osmerus eperlanus (European smelt)
Lineage: Eukaryota; Metazoa; Chordata; Actinopteri; Osmeriformes; Osmeridae
Gene: and1
Product: actinodin1
Exons: 6
Coding region: 17-1972 (651 amino acids)
Source: RefSeq, a predicted model, not a curated record